This is a messenger RNA of Sinocyclocheilus grahami, 1635 nucleotides long. RefSeq names its product glutamine--fructose-6-phosphate aminotransferase [isomerizing] 1-like. Lineage: Eukaryota; Metazoa; Chordata; Actinopteri; Cypriniformes; Cyprinidae. The record is from RefSeq and is a predicted model, not a curated record. Gene Ontology annotation, molecular function: carbohydrate derivative binding; L-glutamine:D-fructose-6-phosphate transaminase (isomerizing) activity. Bases 1 to 1584 code for a protein of 527 amino acids. Gene Ontology annotation, biological process: UDP-N-acetylglucosamine metabolic process; protein N-linked glycosylation; fructose 6-phosphate metabolic process. The transcript has 15 exons.
AUGGAUGAGCUUCCAGGAUGCAUCUUUGCGUAUCUGAAUUAUCACGUGCCCCACACUCGGCGUGAGAUCCUUGAGGUCCUUAUCAAAGGUCUGCACCGCCUGGAGUACCGUGGCUAUGACUCUGCUGGUGUGGGUAUCGAUGGGGGGAACAGUAAGGAAUGGGAAACCAACUCCAAGAGCAUCCACCUGAUCAAACAAACAGGAAAAGUCAAAGCCCUGGAUGAGGAAAUCCAUAGGCAGCAGGAUGUUGAUCUUGAUGUGGAGUUUGAUGUGCAUCUGGGAAUCGCUCACACUCGAUGGGCCACUCAUGGCGCCCCCAGCCCUGUCAACAGCCACCCGCAGAGAUCUGACAAGAACAACGAGUUUAUUGUCAUCCAUAAUGGAAUCAUCACCAACUACAAAGACCUGAAGAAAUUUCUGGAGAGUAAAGGCUAUGAGUUUGAGUCCGAGACGGACACGGAGACCAUCGCUAAGCUAGUGAAGUACAUGUAUGAUAACCGGGAGAACGAUGCCAUCACCUUCACCACCCUCGUGGAGCAAGUCACCCAGCAACUAGAAGGAGCUUUUGUCUUGGUCUUCAAAAGUUUGCACUAUCCAGGAGAGGCAGUGGGCAGCAGGAGAGGAGGUCCAUUACUGAUUGGAGUUAGAAGUGAUCACAAGCUUUCCACAGAUCACAUCCCCAUCCUGUAUCGCUCCUCUGGUAAAGAUAAAAAGAGCUGCAAUACUCUUCCCAGAAUGGACGAGGACACGUGUCUGUUUCCUGUGGACGAGAAAGCCGUGGAGUACUACUUUGCAUCUGAUGCCAGUGCUGUCAUCGAGCACACCAAUCGGGUCAUCUUCCUCGAGGACGAUGAUAUCGCAGCAGUGCGUGACGGGCGUCUCUCCAUCCAUCGGAUCAAGCGCACAGCGGGAGAUCACCCGGCCCGCGCCAUCCAGACCCUGCAGAUGGAGCUGCAGCAGAUCAUGAAGGGAAACUUCAGCUCCUUCAUGCAGAAGGAGAUCUUUGAGCAGCCAGAGUCUGUGGUCAACACCAUGCGAGGAAGAGUUAACUUUGAGAACAACACAGUGAUCUUGGGAGGAUUGAAAGACCACAUUAAAGAGAUCCAGAGAUGUCGGAGGCUCAUCAUGAUUGCCUGUGGGACCAGUUACCAUGCUGGGGUUGCAACUCGUCAAGUACUGGAAGAACUGACUGAACUUCCUGUCAUGGUGGAGCUGGCGAGUGAUUUCCUGGAUCGAAACACUCCUGUCUUCCGAGAUGACGUGUGCUUUUUCAUCAGCCAGUCAGGAGAGACAGCAGACAGCCUGUUGGCUCUGCGCUACUGUAAGGAGAGAGGUGCCCUGACGGUGGGCAUCACCAACACUGUGGGCAGCUCCAUCUCCAGAGAAACAGACUGUGGCGUUCACAUCAAUGCUGGCCCAGAGAUUGGUGUGGCUAGCACCAAGGCAUACACAAGUCAGUUUGUGGCUCUCAUCAUGUUUGCCCUGCUGAUGUGCGAUGACAGAAUCUCAGUGCAGCCACGCAGACGAGAAAUCAUACAAGGCCUCAAAGUGUUGCCAGGUAAACACAAAUACAGCUCUGUGUGAGUGAAAGUUUUAGAAUUGUCUAGAAUUCUGCAAGAACGGCAGCUAACGUGA